This is a messenger RNA of Cylindrotheca closterium, 2088 nucleotides long. Lineage: Eukaryota; Bacillariophyta; Bacillariophyceae; Bacillariales; Bacillariaceae. The record is from the annotation of a GenBank genome assembly.
AUGAACGACGAUCGCUUACGAAGCCUAUCCGAUACUUCAGAUGAAGAUGAAAGCGAAAAUCAAACUGAAAAUGAAAACAAACGACGUCGAUGCGUUUUCAUCUAUGUGGGAAGAAACAGUGAAAAGCUCAAGCAGGGGAAUGACACAGUAACGCAGCACAUGGUCAUAGAUUCUUGUGUCAGCGUCAUUGGCAAAUCUGCCUUUCAAGACUGCCAACGCUUGGUCGAAGUGAUAGCUAUGGAUGGCCUCACAUCCAUUUGCGAGAGUGCUUUUGAAUCCUGUACGGCCCUCAAAAAAAUUCUUGUUCCCGACACUGUCGUUGAAGUUGGAAAUCGAGCAUUUGCAUUGUGUUCCGCUCUCAGAGAUGUGGAAUUUCCCAAGUUCGGUUCUUUAAGUUGCAUUGGCGAAGAAGCCUUUCUACAGUGCUCCAGUCUUCAGUUCUUUCCGGUGCCAUCUUCUGUGGCCUUUAUCAAAGCACGUGCCUUUCAACAGUGCACAGAAUUGGCAAAGGUUUUGUUCGAAGAAGAACUAGAUGGAAUGAACAAGAGCCUUCUAAUCUGCAUUGGUGACGGGGCCUUUGAAGAAUGUGAAAGCCUCGGCGAAGUUUGUCUUUCCGCUAAUGUGAUGCUGUUAGGCAAACGUGCUUUUACAGGUUGUCGAUCGCUCCAAGAUGCUGACUUGUCCAAGACCAAACUAACUGUGAUUGAAGAAAUGACCUUUUCACAUUGUCGAUGGCUCCAAACCGCAAAAAUGCCACCCACUUUGGGGAAAAUUCUAUCAGACGGAUUCGCUUCGUGUCGACAUCUGUCGGAACUUGUAUUGAACGAAGGGUUGAAAGUAAUCGGUCAACAUGCCUUCUGCGAUUGUGACUCCUUGAUCAAAUUCCCUACACCUUCCACCCUUGAAGUCAUCGGACAGGAUGCAUUUUCUGGAUGUGGCGAAUUGAAGGAUAUUCCAGUUUCCCAAAAUUUGAAGUCGCUAGGAGGUUCUGCGUUUUAUCAGUGCCACAAAUUGUCCACAAAGAUGUCGAUUCCUGCGGCCGCAAGCAUCGAAGGUGGAACAUUUUUCAACUGUUACUCGCUUGUGGAGCUACAGCUAGCGAUUGGCCUACAAAGAAUUGAAGACGACGCUCUACGAAACUGCACAGGCUUGAUGGGAGUAUCACUCCCAAUGACUGUGAAAAAGAUUGGAAGCUCGUCGUUCUCAGGCUGCAUAUCGCUUCUUGUGGUCGAAAUGUCAAAGCAUUGCUCAGAAUGGAUGGAGUGGGGAGACCAUGCGUUCUUUGGCUGUGAUUCGUUGAUGAACAUCUCCAUUCGGUCUAGCGAAGGAAGCGGAACCAAGAACCCUCUUUAUGCCAAUAACAAGAACGAGGGCGACUUCUUUGAUGGGUGUGAAGAAAAGGACCAACUUUUUGACAACGUUGCUGAAUCGUUGCUAAAUAGAUACUCGAAUCUUCCCGUGCACGAAGCCUGCUACCAUGAUUCCGAGACAAUGGGCGAUGAACUGACUCAGAAGAUUCUCGAUCUACAAGCUUCUGGAGAAAAGGAGGAACUGGUCGAUAGAUUCGGCCUGACCCCGUUCCAUGUCUUUGCCACUUCCGCAAACCUUCGCGAAGAUCUGCUUACUGUACUCUUGGAUCACUACCCUAUUGAAUUGUUGUUUCAGAAGGAUAAGCAGAACAAUACCAUGAUGGAUUACUUGUUGAUCGAUCAGAGAUGCACCAAGUCCAUCCCAUUGAUCAAGAUGAUUUUGAAUCGGAUCAAGGCAUACCUUUCAAGUGUGGGUUUGGAGAAGAAGUGGGAAAUGAAACGCUGCCACAAGAUACUCUCAGAGGAUGGCUGGGCUGACAGCUACUUCGACCGGCUUGCGGCAAUGCAAGAGCUUCGAGAGGUGGUGGAGUAUGUUACACGCAUCGAGGUGACUUCGAUUUUGGAACUUGCGCUAUGGAAGAGGAUGUCACAAUGCCACUCUGUCAAGUCUGUCGGUCGUGUCAAAUGUGGAGCCAAUGUAGUGAUUCCCAAUGUCAUGGCAUAUGGAUCGACUGAAGGGCCAGUCGAGAGGGAUCCAUUCAGAGAACCUGACUGGUAG